UCGCUCUGCGCCUGCGCGCUCCGCCGGCGGCGAUGGCGGUGAGGGGCGGCUGCGGCCCCUCGCUGCUGGUGCUGCUGCCCUGGGGACGGCUGUCGGCCUGGCUGGAGUGCGUCUGCGCGGUGACCUUCGACCUCGAGCUGGGGCAAGCCCUGGAGCUCAUCUACCCGCCGGACUGCGGCCUGACCGAGAAGGAGAGGACCAGCGUCUGCUACCUGGCCUUCCCCGACUCCUACUCCGGGAGCCUCGGGGACACCCAGUUCAGCUUCCGCUUCCGCCGGGCCGCGGGGCGGCGACAGGCGGCGCUGGAGGGCGACUCGCCGUGCAGCCGGGAAGCCCCGCCGGGCCUGCAGCCGGAGCCCGCCCACUUUUUCGGCUACGUUUACUUCCGGCAAGUCAAGGACAGCUCGGUCAGAAGAGGCUACUUCCAGAAGUCCCUUGUCCUGGUGUCUCGCCUUCCCUAUGUGAAUCUGUUCCAUGCUCUGCUGCACCUCAUUGCACCGGAAUACUUUGAGAAGCUCGACCCAUGUCUGGAGGCAGUGUGCAGCGAGAUCGACCAGUGGCCGCCCCCUGUGCCUGGCCAAACGCUGAACCUCCCAGUGAUGGGGGUCAUAAUUCAGGUGAGGAUUCCCUCCCGGGUGGACAAGCCCGACUCCUGCCCCAUCAAGCCGCUGAUUCUGGAGAACCUCCUGCCAGCUCCCCUCGUCCUCCCCAGUGUUUCUGAACUGGACCUCUUCAGGUGCUUCCAGUCGGUGCUGGUCCAUAUUCAGCUGCUGUGGGAGCUCAUUCUGCUCGGGGAGCCCCUGGUUGUCGUGGCCCCCUCUCCCGCCAUGUCCUCCGAGGUGGUCCUUGCCCUAGCCAGCUGCCUCGCGCCCUUGAAGUAUUGCUGCGACUUCCGCCCAUACUUUACUAUUCACGACAGCGAGUUCAAGGAGUACACAACACGGACGCAGGCCCCCCCCAGCGUGCUCUUGGGAGUCACAAACCCCUUCUUUAUCAAGAUGCUGCAGCACUGGCCCCACAUCCUUCGCCUCGGGGACCUCCGAAUGGCCGGGGACUUGCCCAAGCAGGUCAAGUUGAAGAAACUUGCCAAGUUGAAAACCCUGGACACCAAGCCAGGACUUUACACGUCAUACAGAACAUUCUUGCACAAGGACAAGACGUUGAUCAAGAGGCUCUUGAAGGGCAUCCACAAGAAGCGCCCAUCCGAGGCCCAGAGUGCCCUGCUGAGGCGCCAGCUCUUGGAGCUUACCCAGAGCUUCAUAAUCCCCCUGGAGCACUACAUGGCAAGCCUCAUGCCUUUGCAGAGGACCAUCACCCCAUGGAAGACUCCCCCUCAGAUCCGCCCUUUCCAUCCGGAAGACUUCCUGAAGACCUUGGAACAUGCUGGGCCCCAGCUCACCUGUAUGCUCAAGGGCGAUUGGCUGGGCCUCUACAGGCUAUUCUUCCGGUCACCCAACUUUGAUGGCUGGUUUCGCCAGAGGCACAGAGAGAUGAGGCACAAGCUGGAUGCUCUACACCUGGAGGCCAUUGGUGAAGCGAAUAUCAGGGCCUGGAUGACAGACAAGUCUGAGGCAGAGGCUGUGGACAUGGUGCUGAAGCUCCGUGAGAAGCUGGUGCAAGCCAGGAGCCAACACCUCCCUGUAAAAGAGGAGACGCUGCAGUGCGUGUGCCAGCACAUCAGCGUGGUGGUCAGGUCGCUGCCCAAGGAUCUCCAAGCCAUUCUGUGUCACCAGUAAACAGCCAGUGCCAACAGAGUGGGGGGAGUUUGGUGGGUCAGAGUUAGGCGGGAGGGGGCUUGCCCUCUGAGCCCUGUGGUGGCCCUGUUGCACUGGUUAGGUGUGAGCAAUCCUGGGCUGCAAAUGAAGAAGUUGCCUAGCCUGUAUGGAAGCAGAGUGGCACAGUCGGUGUUGGUGUGCGUGUGGGUUUGUGUGUGAUGUGCAGUGGUUGUGCAUUCCCAAGAGAAGGUAAUAAAGCUUAAAUUAUCAGAA
Messenger RNA from Candoia aspera, 1988 nucleotides. It is a transcript of the gene DENND6B, whose product is annotated as DENN domain containing 6B. The record is from RefSeq and is a predicted model, not a curated record. NCBI's taxonomy places the organism in Eukaryota, Metazoa, Chordata, Lepidosauria, Squamata, Candoiidae. The coding region runs from base 33 to 1736 and encodes 567 amino acids. The transcript is spliced from 20 exons. Gene Ontology annotation, cellular component: recycling endosome. Gene Ontology annotation, molecular function: guanyl-nucleotide exchange factor activity.